AGGGAAACUUUUGAAAAGCCUUUUCAAAAUUUGGAGUAAGGCACUGAGGCGAGCGCGGGUGGCGGCCGGCAGCGAGGAAGGCUACUGUUAGGAUCAUCUCGCUACAAAAUCGGGUUCCCGAGAUGGAGGGGAAGGCGGUAGCCGUCGGUUGCGGUGGCGCCCGCGUCGAUCCGGCGGAUGAUCUCAAGUACAUCUCCGGGCUGAGCACCAUUCUCGUGGCCACCAUCCAGGAAGUGAAGGACCAGGUCUCCCAGAUGGAGUUCAUCUUCUGCAGCCAGCUCUUCCCGCACAUCCAGGCCAAGUCGAAGCUUGUCCAGGCGCAUCUCGCCGACACGAUGAAGGCCAGUGAGGUUGAGUGGAGGAAGACGGAGGCUGGCCUGGUGAAGCAGCUGGAGGAGGUCAGCCGUGGUAAGAUGCUCGCGGAGGAGAGAUUGCUGCAACUGGGCACCUCUCUUGAGGAGAUGAAGAGGAAGCUUGUGGAUUCGGAGCAAUUGGCUGCGAGGCAUGAGGCGGAGAAGAAACAGCUUCUGGGGAGGUUGGAGGAUGAAACGAGGAAAGGUGAGGUGGUACGUCAGCUCCAAAGGGAGAUUGAGGAGAAGGACGCUGAGGUGGUCAGGGAGAGAGAGGCACAUCAGCGGCUGCUGCAGGAAUUUGAGCAAUUGGCUGCGAGGCAUGAAUCUGAGAAGAAACAGCUUCUGGGGAGGUUGGAGGAUGAGAUGGGGAAUGGUGAGGUGGUACGUCAGCUCCAGAGGGAGAUUGAGGAGAAGGCCGCUGAGGUGGUCAGGGAGAGAGAGGCACACCAGCGGCUGCAGCAGCAGGUUGACCUGAAGGAUAAGAAUCUGCUUCUGGAGCAGAGCAAGCGGAGGGACUUGAUUGAGGAUUACACUCAGCUGAAGACAAACUACAAGCAUUUGAAGUCUCAGUACACCUUUCUUCUUGGGAAGAUUGACCAGCAUGAAGGCUCCAAGCCUCCUGAGGACAUUCCUGCAGAUAGAAGAAACACUGAAAGUCCUCCAAGUAAGAGGAAAUUCAAAGAUUUGGAGCACACAAACAAGGAGCGCAUCCAAAUCCUUCCCAACACAAGGGACCUGAAGAAUGACUCUGCUCCAGGUGCCAAAGCCCAAGCUGCCCAACAUGCUAGUUCAGUCAGGAGUCCAAUCAGAAACUCACACCUUGCCGUGCCAUCUCGCCCAAUGAAUCCAUUGGCAAAUCAUUCUGCCAACAAUUCAAAACUACAAGCUUCAACCAGUGUCGCCAGCCCAUGUCUAAAUUGGAGGGAGACCCGUGCACGCAAAGAACAAGGUGUUGCUGAUCCACACGAUGAUUUCCUUGAUACACCUCUGGAAGCUGUCAAGAAUACCAUCAGGAACCCUGCAACUCCCGAAGAAGCACUGGCACUUGCCGCCUCUCCUCAAGUUAUGGAUUUCGACAAUUCAGAUGAUGAAACCCAAGAUCUGAAUAUUGCAACUCAAGCCCUCCGGCACAUCCCCAAUAUGCCAGUUACCAAGCAGCAAAACACAAUAUCGGUACAUCCACCAAAGAAAGACUUCAAAUAUAGAGAAUCAGUGAGAAAGAAAGCUGACCGGGAGAACCUGAAAGGUGUCGAGUGCAAGCAAUGCAAGAAGUUUUAUGAUGCUGUUCUUCCUGGUGGUCGUGCAGAUGGCGAUGGUGCAGGCUCUACAAGCUUACGAUGUGAGCACCACGAUGGUGUGUCAAGGCAUCGGUACAGGUACGCGCCGCCUCUGACGCCGGAAGGGUUUUGGAACAUUGGUUUCGAAUCAGAAAUGUAGCACUACAUCAAGUAGCAGGAAACCUUCAGUGUCCUCGGUCACCCCAAGAUAUUGUAGCAAUGACUAAGACAAGUUGCAUGUCGCUGCUCAAGUUGCAGAAAUAGUCAUUCUGUGAUUAAGGUUGAUGGUAGGCAGUAGCUACUGUGAAUAUGUUGGAGAUAGAAAGCACUGUCAGCUAUUUACCUUUUUGUGGAUUACAUCAAGUUGAUCAUUUUGUAGCGAACCACCUUUAACAUACCAUUGGAAAGCAAUUCUUUUUUAUAGAAAGGAGACAUCUGAAUAACAGCUUACAAUCAA
Molecule: messenger RNA, 2087 nt
Organism: Zea mays
Lineage: Eukaryota; Viridiplantae; Streptophyta; Magnoliopsida; Poales; Poaceae
Biological process (GO): DNA repair; DNA double-strand break processing involved in repair via single-strand annealing
Molecular function (GO): damaged DNA binding
Source: RefSeq, marked validated